CAGUAAAAUACCGGUCAGAUGAGUCACGUGUUUGCAUGUCCCAGUUUUAUCUGCUGCUGUAUAAAUAAGAGCAGCAAUGAUGCAAAGCAGCUUCAGACGUCCUAGUCCUGGACCCUGAAGACGCACUCAUAGCAUUUCUCAUCAACACCUGCUGACCCUGUAAGAGUCGGAGAGGAUGUUAAUGAUGAUGAUGAUGAAGAUCAGGAAGGGCUCCAAGUCGCUGGCUGUGGUGGCUCUUUUUCUGGCCUGCGCCAACUGCUUGGUCCCACCCACCGAUGAAAAUCUCAAACAGAUCUCACUUGAGGGAGAGAAGUACCUAAAUGGACAGAUUGAGAAUGCCAUCAAUGGCGUCAAGGAGAUGAAGAAUAUGAUGCAGAAAUCGUCAGAGGACCACAAGAAGGUUUUGGACGAGCUGGAGAAAACCAAACACAAGAAAGACGAGGCCAUGUUGGCUGCUCAGGAGAUGGAGACCAAGCUGCAGGAGCAGGAGGAGGUCUGUAAUGAGACCAUGAAGGCCCUGUGGGAGGAAUGCAAGCCAUGUCUGAAAAGAACUUGCGUCAAAUAUUACUCCCGCACGUGUAGCAGUGGAUCUGGGAUGGUGGGACGCCAGUUGGAGGACUUACUGAACCGAACGUCUCCCUUCUCCAUUUGGAUCAACGGGGAGAGGAUGGACACCCUGGAGCAGGAAGGACAACGUCAGAGCAAAGAGUUUAAGGAGCUGGAAAACAAAUACUCCGAGAUGGCUGACGGAGUGGAUGGCAUAUUUUCGGACAGCAUGAAGGUGGCCGAUCACGUGCAUUACAACCCGCCGACGUUCACCCUGCCCAACUUCUUCCCAUCUCGCUGGCGUCGAAGCAUCCACUCGCUCUUCCACGAACCCUUCCCCAGUUUUCAGGGUUUGUUCUCCAACAUGAUGGGCUUUGGUAGGAGGGACCCCUUCAGCUCUUUUGGUUCCAUGUUGGACGUUGACACAGACGUCCCCACUAAUGAAGAUGGCAGCGUGAACGAGGACGUGGUCAUCACCAAACCUUUCGGAGACGGCAGCAUGACCUGCAGGGAGAUUCGCCGCAACUCAGCCGGCUGCCUCAAAUUCCGCGACGAGUGUCAGAAGUGCAAAGAGAUUGAACAUGUCGACUGUUCAGGAAAGAAACCCCUGGAAGGUCCCCUGAAGGAGGAGCUGGAGAGGGCUCUGGCCAUAGCAGAGCGCUUCACUCAGCGCUACAACGCUCUCCUAAAGCGCUUCGAGGAGCACAUGUUCAACACGUCCACCGUCAUGGACCUGUUCAACAGGCAGUUUGGAUGGGUAUCUUCUCUGGCGAACAACACUGACGCCAAGGAUGACUUCUUCAAAGUUGAGACGGUGGUCACCAGGGAUCCAGUGGAGAGACCCGAUGAGGACCCUGAGCAGCCAGACACCAAAGUGUCCGUCAAACUCUUCAAAUCACCACCCAUGAACUUGAACGUCCCGGGCGACAUUCCUUGGAAUGACCCCAAGUUCCCAGAGGUGGUGGCUCAGGAGGCAUUGGACCGCUAUAAGGAUAUCACUGUUGUUGCCAAAUAGGGGGCAUCGUGCAUAUUCCGCUUGAUCCAAACACACCCUGCAGCGACUCACUGAUUCCUCUGCGCCUCCGCUCAAGUCCUGCUUCCGCAAAUCGACGGUUUAACCCUCGUAAGGUGUAUGUUCAUCUCCUUGUCCUGCUGGAAGAGAAAAUAUUUAGUCGAUAGUCUCUAGAAAGGCUUUUUGAGCUGACGACGACCAUAAAUCUGCCUGACU
Molecule: messenger RNA, 1774 nt
Organism: Syngnathus acus (greater pipefish)
Lineage: Eukaryota; Metazoa; Chordata; Actinopteri; Syngnathiformes; Syngnathidae
Gene: clu
Product: clusterin
Exons: 10
Coding region: 176-1561 (461 amino acids)
Source: RefSeq, a predicted model, not a curated record